ACAGCCUGACCUGAGAUGAUGCUGUCGAAGGAGGACCAGGCAAUUGAGAGCAGCAGGUCCCUGAGCCGGUCGCCCUCCGGAGGGAGGAUGGUGAGUGCGGCCUUAUCCUUCAACGGAGCCUCGUCGGCGUCUGACUCUGUACUCAGUGCCGGCGCCUUCGGAGGUCAGCGAGAGGGAUGGAGGCCCGAAGGUGCAAGUGGACUGAAUACACUGGUGCGGACCCUGUAUGCACUGCAGGAGGAGCGUGUUGAAGCUUAUCGGCUUUUUGAUCUAGGACACCAGGCGUAUCUCCGCUCCGCUCCCAACUAUGACUUUAUCAAAUACAGGCAGCUCGUGCACGAAAUCACCCAGGCAUUUAACCGGAUCUCGAAAGAAGUGAUUCAGCUCAAGGACCGGUUUCAUGAGGAGUAUGAUCGCCCCGAUCUCUCUGAGCACAUCGAGAGAGUUCAGGAACGGGAACGGGAAAAACUGGAGCUGACUGCCAGGCUACAGCUUGCCAAGCAGAAUAUGUUGGACCAUCCAGGCAAUGAGACCUACCAGGAGGAGGUUCAAGAGUUGAAGCACAGGAUUAGGAAAACCAUUGAGGCAAUUAAUGAGAUUCUUCAGGACUUCAAAUACGAUUCAGAGGAGAUCGAAGCCAGCGGAUAGACUUGCUCUCACCACUGUUGAAGAUCUGUUAGCGACCCCAGCAUCACCAUGUCCCACAAACUGCAUCUCCUAAAGCUGGAGUUUCUGCUGCUUUCACAUUCUCUUCAUCACUUGGUGGGAAAUUUGCAUUGUCACGAUUGGCCCCGGUAAUUCCUUGCUCCCAAGGUGCAGAGAAAGAACAAGCAGAGGGAGACCUAUUUCCACAAAGGUCUUUGAACAAUUUUCCCUUACUCUAGAGGAACCAGGUUCAUUCAUGCAUCCAAAAAUACAGCAAGGCCUCAGCCCAGAACUUAACCAGUGAUGGAAUUUACUGAAUCACCUGUUUCGUCACUUGCAUUUGCUGUUCAUUCACUGUGUAAAUUGUUUAGAGAAAUAAAUGACUGUGCUUCUUGUCAACUAUUUCAAACUGCAA
Molecule: messenger RNA, 1060 nt
Organism: Rhincodon typus (whale shark)
Lineage: Eukaryota; Metazoa; Chordata; Chondrichthyes; Orectolobiformes; Rhincodontidae
Gene: rex1bd
Product: required for excision 1-B domain containing
Exons: 5
Coding region: 16-648 (210 amino acids)
Source: RefSeq, a predicted model, not a curated record